UUUUUUUUUUUUUUUUUUCCCUGCUUUUCCUCCUUCUGGGUCCGCUGCUUAAUUGGGAGCGAGGGAGGGCUGGGGAAGCUGCCAAGCGCGGGAGGGCUCGGGAGUGUGCGGCUCCACGCCGGCCAGGGCAGCGCCAGCCCCGGGGCCCCGCACACGUGCACCCGGCCUCGCUCUGCCCGCCUGUGAAAUGGGCACAAGGAGGAAAGCGGGCUGGGGGGCAUGCCGGGGGGAACGGGGCCAUCGCCAGCCCUUUGGGGGCUCGGUCCCCUUCCUUCCCGCGGUGCGUGGGAUGGGAGCAGCGUCGGGCUGGGGAUUGCGACACACCCAGGCGUCGUGCCCUUCGUGGCCCUGCUCCUGCUGCAGCGGAGGCCGGUGGCUGGCCGGGCGCUGCUGGUGAAUGGCCCCGGCUGCCCCGGGAACAGCCUGUGCCGCGCCAACGUCCACGAGCAGACCCGCAAGCAGGUCGCGCUGCUCAACGCCACCGCCCAGGACCUCUUCAGCCUCUACCUGAAGUGCCAGGGCGAGCCGUUCAGCAGUGAGAGCGACAAGCUCUGCAGCCCCAGCGGCAUCUUCUUCCCGGCCUUCCACGUCAACCGGACGAGUGAGAAGAAGGAAGUGAUGGUGGCCAUGUACAAGCUCUUUGCCUUCCUCAACGCCUCGCUGGGGAACAUCACGCGUGACCAGGAGGAGCUCAACCCCACCGCCAAGGAGCUCCUCGACCGGCUCCACAACACCACCAAAACCACGCGGGGCCUCAUCUCCAACCUCACCUGCCUCCUCUGCAAGAACUACAACGUCUUCCAGGUGGACGUGAGCUAUGGGGAGAGCAGCAAGGGCAAGAGCACCUUCAAGAAGAAGCAGCAGGGCUGCCAGGUGCUCAGGAAGUACGUGCAGGUCAUCGCCCAGGCGGCUCGCAUCCUGCUACCUCAUCUCAGCCCCGUGUGAGCCCCCGACCCGGCUCCUCUCGCCCCUGCGAAGCUAAGGACAGCAGAGGACACCUCCCCGCGCUGCCUUGUGCCCAUUUCACAGCACAGCAGAGCAAGACCCCUAGAACUGCCUCCUCCUCGCCUCUCACCUUCCUAUUUAUUACCUCCUGCUGAUGCUGUGCUGGCCCCGGGUCCCCCCUGUGCUUUAAUUUAUUUGCCCCUUUGCAGUGGCGCUUCCCGCACGGAGCAGAGCCGCAGACCCUCCCGUUCGCCCGAGGGCUGCAGGAGGGUGCAGGCACUGCACAGGGCAGCGGGGCCAGACUCUGUACCCUGCACCCCGGCGUCCCCUGCACCCCAGCAUCCCCUCCGCAGCACCAUGGGGAAACGGGGUGUUCAGCCCCUAGGCUUGCAGCACCUAGCAAAU
Cygnus olor (mute swan) is the source of this 1350-nucleotide messenger RNA. It is a transcript of the gene LIF, whose product is annotated as LIF interleukin 6 family cytokine. The record is from RefSeq and is a predicted model, not a curated record. The transcript is spliced from 3 exons. Lineage: Eukaryota; Metazoa; Chordata; Aves; Anseriformes; Anatidae. Gene Ontology annotation, cellular component: extracellular region. Gene Ontology annotation, molecular function: cytokine activity; leukemia inhibitory factor receptor binding. The coding region runs from base 220 to 945 and encodes 241 amino acids. Gene Ontology annotation, biological process: immune response.